AUGCCAAAGAAAACUGUCACAUUCAGAGAGGAUCUUAUCAUCAGGGUCGUCAAAAAGCACUCUUUGAUCAUUGAGUUCCUCGUCAAGGAAAAGACUAAAAUGGAAAAGGUCAAGAACAUGUUUGCUGAGGAACUUGGCGUCGACAAAAGUAACAUAAACGGAAACGAGGAUGAGAGCAAUAAAGAAAACAUUGAUCCGAACUUCCUAGUUUUUGGAAACUUCCUAGUUUUCGAUGAAGACAAUGAAGACGAUGAAAACGAGGAAGGCGAAUAUUUUGUACAGGAUGGGGAAUAUGAUAAUGCAGACGAACUGGUCCAAGAAAUGUACGACCUUCAGAUUUAUGGUGAUUCAUCAUCUGAUGAAUCGAAUAGUGAUGAUGAGUCAAACGAUGAGGAGAUCAUAGAAGCUGAGAAUCGCGAGAUUCGCCAGGAAAUUGAAGAACAAUUAGAUUUCUUCACAAACUUCAUGGCGAACAGAAAUGGUCAGAAUGUAGAGCCACAAGAAGAACUCAAUCGUAACGAAAUGCCUAUGAAUGAAAAUGCAAGAUAUGGAGAAAACGGUGAAGGUGAAGUUGGUGUGGAAAACGAUGAGGAUGACGAGUGGUCGCAAGCACAAUUUGCUCAGAAUAACAGCUUAUUGAAUCUCGAGCCCAGUGAACAUCAAGAACGCAAUGAGACAGCGGAGAUCGGAAAUGAUGGUAUGAAUGACUGGCCGCUUGAAAUUCUUGCACGAACGUUCCGAGUUGAACUAAACGUCCUAGAAAUGGCCAUUGAACUGGAAGCGGUCGUCGAACAAUUUGAAGCUAAUGAAUUCGAAAACGAGGAGUUCUGA
Caenorhabditis briggsae is the source of this 831-nucleotide messenger RNA. The record is from RefSeq and is a predicted model, not a curated record. NCBI's taxonomy places the organism in Eukaryota, Metazoa, Nematoda, Chromadorea, Rhabditida, Rhabditidae. Bases 1 to 831 code for a protein of 276 amino acids. The transcript has 6 exons.